AUGGCAUAUGACAUAAGGACAGACACUAUAGUAGUGUCCGACGCCAACAGACUGGCCAACUGUGCCCAAGUGGACGCACAGGUGAUCGGAGCAAUCGAUCAGUUAUUUGCGGGCAUUCACAGCAUAUGGCACCAGUGUUUUCCGGAUGUGGAGCUACCCGUACGCACCGAUGCACCCCUCGACGCCUCAUUGGUUGAUAAUUAUGAGAUACACGUCGAUACGGGAACUCAUUUGGCGUUCAAAUAUUGCUCUCACAUGAGAAUGAACGUCAACGCAGUGGCCGGAUUCCCAUACGCUAUGCUACCGGCUCUCUGUGACCACUUGAGUCAGUUCGCCAACGCCCUGAACAUACGAUUGUCGGGACAGGCAGUAGAGGGUCCGCACGAGCAGCGGGAGGUGGACACUGCGGGCGCGCACUAGUCGUCCAAAUUAUAGCACAAUUAUACGAC
Molecule: messenger RNA, 449 nt
Organism: Oppiella nova
Lineage: Eukaryota; Metazoa; Arthropoda; Arachnida; Sarcoptiformes; Oppiidae
Source: the annotation of a GenBank genome assembly